GUUCACCAUCUGCCACAAGACAGAAGUGAUCAAGAACACGCUGAACCCCGUCUGGCAGCCCUUCACCAUCCCUGUUCGAGCCCUCUGCAACGGCGACUAUGACAGGACUGUGAAGGUAGACGUGUACGACUGGGAUCGAGAUGGAAGACACGACUUCAUUGGAGAGUUCACCACCAGCUACAGAGAGCUGUCUCGGGGGCAAAACCAAUUCAACGUCUACGAGGUAUUAAAUCCCAAGAAAAAAGGCAAAAAGAAGAAAUACAUCAACUCUGGAACAGUAACACUGCUGUCCUUCAAAGUGGAGUCCGAGUACACCUUUGUAGAUUUCAUUCGAGGGGGGACACAGCUGAACUUUACAGUGGCCAUCGACUUCACAGCGUCCAAUGGUAACCCAUCCCAGCCGACUUCCCUCCACUACAUGAGUCCCUACCAGAUGAAUGCAUAUGCCAUGGCCCUGAAAGCAGUGGGAGAGAUAAUCCAGGACUACGACAGUGACAAGCUCUUUCCUGCCUACGGCUUUGGAGCUAAGCUCCCCCCUGAUGGCAAAAUCUCCCAUGCAUUCCCACUGAACGGUGAUGGCGAUCAUCCCAACUGCGUGGGCAUUGAGGGAGUCCUGGAGGCGUAUUUCCAGAGCCUGAGGACGGUGCAGCUGUACGGACCCACAAACUUUGCCCCCGUUAUCAACAAAGUGGCAAACUGUGCAGCAGAGAUUACAGAUGGCUCCCAGUACUUUGUCCUGUUGAUGAUCACAGACGGAGUGAUUUCUGACAUGGUCCAGACCAAAGAGGCUGUGGUCAAUGCUGCUUCCCUUCCUCUGUCCAUCAUAAUUGUUGGUGUUGGACCUGCUGAGUUUGAUGCGAUGGAGGAGCUGGAUGGCGACGAGGUGAGAGUGUCCUCCAGAGGACGUCUUGCUGAGAGAGACAUCGUUCAGUUUGUUCCUUUCAGGGACUACGUUGACAGAUCUGGCAACCAGGUCCUCAGCAUGGCCCGGCUUGCUAAGGACGUCCUCGCUGAGAUCCCAGACCAGCUGCUGUCUUUUAUGAAGAGCAGAGGAAUUGAACCGCGACCGGCCCUCUCCUCAUCACCGCUUCCCGAGCUGCACCGACACAUCUGACCCCAGCUCAUACAGCCUGUCUCGGGUUCCUAUUUCUCCGUGUCCGUCUCUUUUCCUCUCCCCGCUUAUCUCCACUUGCCCCUCUUCCCAGUUAUUCACGACUUUAGGCGUAUGAAAGAACUGACCUGCCUAUUCGCCCCCUCUUCCUCUCUUAUCACCGCUGAGGCUAAACAGACAUGUCCUAUCUCCUGGCAGGCGCUGCUGCCUGACUCACCUGCUGCUGCAGCUCAUCUUUACCUCCAUUACAUUACUAAAGUACCGCCUUCCCGCUGACAUUUGAACAUUUAGGGGUGACUCUUCUAAUUAUUCCACUAAUUCCUCUUAAGAGGUUUUCAACAGAUUAUGUUUGGCAGCCUUUUUUUUAAACCCUUUAACACCAGAGCUCCAGUGUUUAUGUUCUUUGAUUUACUGUAAUUUUUUAACUGUUCACACGAUCAUUCCAGUAGAUUGUGACACAAUCACAAUCUACUGGAAUUAUUGUGUAAAUAGUUGAAAAGCUACAGUAUGUUCAAUAUUUCGUGUUUAAGCAUCACUGGCGACACCUCAGGUGUUAAAGGGUUAAAUAAAGAAAAUAGUGCUUCUAAACGCUGCAGGAUUGCAUCUUCCUUUGCUGAAGGAAAAUAGAUCUUAAGGCUAAAAGCAAAGAGAAACAUUUCAGAAAAUACAACAUUAAAAACAUGAAUUUAAAUGUUAAUUCUGCUAAAAAAAACAUACAGGAAAGGUAAAAAAAAAUAUAUAACAAAUUGUAAGCAAAAAAAUGAAAAGA
Messenger RNA from Oryzias melastigma (Indian medaka), 1880 nucleotides. RefSeq names its product copine-9. The record is from RefSeq and is a predicted model, not a curated record. Lineage: Eukaryota; Metazoa; Chordata; Actinopteri; Beloniformes; Adrianichthyidae. Gene Ontology annotation, molecular function: calcium-dependent phospholipid binding. Gene Ontology annotation, biological process: cellular response to calcium ion. Gene Ontology annotation, cellular component: plasma membrane.